GAUUUUCACCGGCAUAGUAUAAAAGCUCGUACCUGGCAUCCGGAAUGAUAACAGUAACCGCUUGCAGCAGCAACCAAGAGCAUCGUGCUUUUCAGCCCACUCCCGUCGAGCCAACACGCAACAAGCCUUGAACAUGUACAAACAAUCGAUUGUCGUGCUGUCGUGCGUUGUCGCACUGGCCUUUGCCGCCCCGCCGGCGCCAUUGCAGAAGCGUUCACCGGCCGGUGGCCCCGAUGCGGAAGCUACCGUAGUGGCGCAGGACCAGAUCAUCAACGAAGGUGGCUCGUACGCGUACAACUACGAAACAAGCAACGGCAUCAAGGCGCGCCAGACGAGCGACAACGGUGUCACGGCAACUGGCGAGUACUCGUUCGUCGGACCGGACGGUGCUUCCUACUCGGUCGUGUACGUUGCCGAUGAGAACGGAUUCCAACCGCAGGGCGCUCAUCUGCCGACCGAACCGCCAGCACCCGAGCACGUCAUCAAGCUACUGGAGGAUCUGCGCGCCAACCCACCAUCCGAUCCGGAAUUCGAUCUGGCCUCGCUGGAAGCUACACUGGCCCGACUCCGCGCUACCCAGGGUUAA
Messenger RNA from Anopheles maculipalpis, 586 nucleotides. RefSeq names its product cuticle protein CP14.6-like. Gene Ontology annotation, cellular component: chitin-based extracellular matrix. The record is from RefSeq and is a predicted model, not a curated record. Gene Ontology annotation, molecular function: structural constituent of chitin-based larval cuticle. The coding region runs from base 134 to 586 and encodes 150 amino acids. The transcript is spliced from 2 exons. NCBI's taxonomy places the organism in Eukaryota, Metazoa, Arthropoda, Insecta, Diptera, Culicidae.